AUGGUUUCGAAAGUUAUUUACAAGGGUAAUUUACGUACACACGCUACACAUAUUGAAUCUGGCAAUGCAAUUAUCACUGAUGGUAAUGGAGAAUCAUUUUCUCCUCCUGAUCUAACUGCAGCAUCAUUGGGAUGUUGUAUCCUUACUGCUAUGGGAAGAUAUGCUGAAAAAAAUGGUAUUACAAUGGAUGAAAGUAUAGCAAAUGUUAAUAAAAUUAUGUCUGAAGUUCCACGUAGAAUUGGACAAAUAACUGUUGACAUCUUCAUUAAUAAUUCGUCCUCCAUUUCCCCUGAACAUCGUAAGCAACUAGAAGAAAUAGGUCGAAAUUGUUCAGUUUGUAGAAGUCUUCAUCCAGAUAUUAAACUAAUUAUUAACAUUACCUAUCUAGAAGAUGUUGUAGAAACCAAAGACUAG
Messenger RNA from Didymodactylos carnosus, 414 nucleotides. The record is from the annotation of a GenBank genome assembly. NCBI's taxonomy places the organism in Eukaryota, Metazoa, Rotifera, Eurotatoria, Philodinida, Philodinidae.